Molecule: messenger RNA, 2300 nt
Organism: Tachysurus vachellii
Lineage: Eukaryota; Metazoa; Chordata; Actinopteri; Siluriformes; Bagridae
Gene: kiz
Product: kizuna centrosomal protein
Exons: 15
Coding region: 125-2212 (695 amino acids)
Biological process (GO): spindle organization
Cellular component (GO): centrosome
Source: RefSeq, a predicted model, not a curated record
UGCGUGUAGCAGUACACAUGGCAACCGCUGCUAACACAAGCUUAGAUUGACUGUUUAUGUGCUCUUUGAGGCGCAGCUAACGCUACUGUGCUAGCUCGCGUACGGAGGUUUCACCAAACCUGUAAUGGCUUUCUUCAGUUCUGAAUACUUCGAAACUGUUGGAUCUAUCCAGAAGACUAUACACGAAAGGGAAAAAAGAAGGCAUGAGUUGGAAGAAGAGUUGUUCACCUACUCAAGAUCAGAAGAAAGACUGGCCAGGCUAAAAUGCAUCAAGAUGCAUCAUUAUUAUAAGGAACUGUGUAUGAGAGAGCAGCAUGCAAAGACCCGUAACCUUGAGCUUCUGAGAAGUGCUGAGAGCCUGGUGUUGAAAGCAAAGGAAUUUUCACUAGAUGACACUGUACUGCAACAACUGAAGCAGGAAUGCCAACAUCGCAUUACAAGGCUUCCGGAGGAGGGGAAGAAGAGGGAACACAAAAGAGGACUUGAAGCACAAAAGGAACAAAGCAGGUCUCUUCCUCUCAGCACCAGACGAACAUCGCCUCAACCUGCUAUCACCUCAAUGGGUUGGCAACCCCUCAAAGACACUCUGGUGGAGGACGGCAUCAUGAGCACACAUUCACUGAUAGAGCCAAAACCUAAUCACCCUUCAUCUUCCUUGCUACAAAGCAGCCCUUUGAUGAAUGCCCCAUUUUCAGAAGCCAGCGGCAACAAAUCUUUAUCUGAUGGCAUUCUAAACUUCAGUGAUUUCCCUGAAAGGCAGCCGGUGUUUGAUUGUGAUUCAUUUAUGAGAGAAGUAGAGGUGUGUGGGUCAGAACAGCUGCCUUCUACACACGUGACCUUGCAGGCAUCUGGAGUGUGCUCUCAUCACGGAAGUGUGAGCAGGCCAGAGAGCAGUGCGUCACCACAGCUGCAUCCCAGCCAGAGUGCUUCCCCAGAUACCAUUCACACAACAAACUCCGCUAUGUGCAGGAAAUCUAAAGAGCAAGCAGAGCCUGAGUCAGCACCACAUCAUCAUACACCCAUUCCAGAUCACCGUAAAAGCAGAAGCUCCAGUAUUGGUAGCUCUGAUGCAGAGGUCACACCUGAACAGUCACUUAAAUCCAACAGUGAUGUUUCAGUUUCACACGAUGAUGGUGUCCAUGAGCAGCACACAACUAUGAAGAGUUUCACGCCUAUUCACACGAGAGAAAAUACUAACAUUGGAGUGGAGACUGGAGAACCUCUUUUCCCAAAGCCAAAACACAGAAUGUCACUGGAGGAAUUCUUUUAUCUGUUGGACAGCAUUGAGGAGCGACUCCAUGCUAGAGACAUCGAUCUGUACGGUAGCUCGGCAGUCAGUGAACAGAAGCUGAGAGAGAUUAUUAGCCUGUGUAGUCAGCGUGGUGAGCUAAGUGGACAGGGGCUGAGUGUGUGUGGAGCUGUGGUUCUGCAACAGUUGCCCUGGUUAUUAUGGAACACACCUCAUGGCUGCCUGCUACACAGCGACCUGGUCAACAUACACUGGUCCACUGCAGUAGAUUCAUCACACAUCAGGUCGUGUCUGUCUGGUGAUAGCGUUGCUCUGUGGGAGCGCUGGUUCACACACGCCCUUCAGUUGCUGCAGCAGGAGGUUCUUUCCCUCAACACCAUUGUGCAGCUCUUCACGCCGCUCCUAGUGCACUACAAUGCCUCCUACGCAGACAAGGCCGAAGUGCUGCUGAAGAGGCUUUUGACCCAUGCGGCUGAGACUCAUCACUCAGCAGAGAGUGAGGACUCAUCCUGCAGCUUACCCUCGCUUUUAAAUGACAGCACAGAGAUCAAACUGGCCAGACCCUCCAAGAAAUCCAUCAGCUCCACUGGAGAACAAAGUGAUGAAGAGGACAGCGCCAACCAAAGCCCUGUGGAAAGUGUUCCUAUUAGAGAGACAAAAGCAUAUCAGCUGCUUAAACAGUCAGUUACACAAGAGAACCAGUGGCAGAAUGCACAGAAGAAGGAGGAGAAAGAUGGCUCUGACUUGGACCCAUCCGGUUUAUCAGAUAAUGAAAAAACAGGGAGUAGCAAGAGGCUUAUUCAAGACCUGCGUAAUGAUUCAAAGAAGAAAACCCAGGCUUUCUCUGCUGUUCAGUCGAAAGCUUUUUGGGGCGAUUCAGAUGACACCAACUCUGACAUUGAAGUGGCCUUGCGUCCUCACUCCGGCAACACUAACAGUGACUUUGAUGACUUUUACGAUUAGGUUUUUUUCAUCUCGUGGGUUUUUCUCCUGACCUUAUGCUGUAACUGUCCUUCAAAAAACAAAUAAAAACAAGUCUUUUACUGAGAAA